GCAAACCCACCCUCUCAGCCCUGCCCAGCCCUGUGGUGGCCUCAGGAGGGAACGUGACCCUCCGAUGUGGUUCACCGAAGGGAUAUCAGCAUUUUGUUCUGAUUGAGGAAGGAGAACACAGGCUCCCCCGGACCCUGGACUCACAGCAGCUCCACAGUGGGCAGUUCCAGGCCCUGUUCCCUGUGGGCCCCGUGACCCCCAGCCACAGGUGGACGUUCAGAUGCUAUGGAUACUACAGCAACACCUCCCAGGUGUGGUCCCACCGCAGUGACCCCCUGGAGAUUCUGGCCUCAGGCGUGUCUAGGAAGCCCUCCCUCCUGAUGCUGCAGGGCCCUGUCGUGGCCCCUGGAGAGAAUCUGACCCUCCAGUGUCGCUCUGAUGUGGGCUAUGACAGAUUCACUCUGCACAAGGCGGGGCAACGUACCUUUCUCCAGCGCCCUGCUCAGCAGCCCCAGGCCGGGCUCUCCCAGGCCAAUUUCACCCUGGGCCCUGUGAGGGGCUACCACGGGGGCCAGUACAGAUGCUACGGUGCACACAACCUCUCCUUCGAGUGGUCGGCCCCCAGUGACCCCCUGGACAUCCUGAUAGCAGGACAGAUCCCUGGCAGACCCUCCCUCUCGGUGCAGUUGUGGCCCACGGUGGUGUCAGGAGAGAAGGUGACCCUGCUGUGUCAAUCACAAGAGUGGAUGGACACUUUCCUUCUGACCAAGGAGGGGGCAGCGUAUCCCCCGCUGCAUCUGAGAUCAAAGCACGAAGCUCCUGUGUACCAGGCUGAAUUCCCCAUGAGUCCUGUGACGUCAGCCCACGCGGCAACCUACAGGUGCUACGGCUCAUGCAGCUCCAACCCCCAUCUGCUGUCUCCCCCCAGUGACCCACUGGAGCUCGUGGUCUCAGGUGAGGGCCCUGACCCUGUCCUCUCUGAGCUCAAAGGCUCAGCUCAAGCCUCUUUCCCUCUGUUUUGGUUCUCAGGAGCUGCUGAUACACUCAGCCCAUCACAAAACGAGUCUGACUCUGAGACUGAUGUCUGGAGCACGAAGAGCAGGCAUCAUGGUGUCCAUCCUCCCUGUUCUUCUGUGCCUCAGUCAGUGGUGGAGAGACGAGGGACAGGAGGGGCACUGGGCUGGGGAAACUCUCCUCCAUGGCUGAGUCUGGGCCAGAAAACCCGAGCACCUGCAGCUGGGAAUGAGGGGUGGGGGAGGUCUGUGGACUCCAGCCUGUGGUUUCUUCCAGGGAUCCUCCCCAAACCCAGCCUCUGGGCUGAGCCAGGCUCUGUGAUCAGCUGGGGGAGCUCCGUGACCCUCUGGUGCCAGGGGACCCUGGAUACCCAGGGUUGCCAUCUCACCAAGGAAGGAAGCCCGAUGACCUGGCACCAACAGAGCCCACCAGGGCCCAGGAACAAGACCAACUUCUUCAUCCCAUCCAUGAGAGAGCACUAUGCAGGGGCAUACCGCUGUCACUAUCUCAGCUCUGCAGGCUGGUCAGAGCUCAGUGACCCGCUGGAACUGGUGGUGACAGCCUACAGGAAACCCACCCUCUCAGCCUUGCCAAGCCCUGUGGUGACCUCAGGAGAGAACGUCACCAUCCAGUGUAGCUCAAGGCUGGGAUUUCAAAGAUUCAUUUUGAUUGAGGAAGGAGAAAACAAGCUCUCCUGGAUGCUGGACUCACAGGAACUCUCCAACGGGCUGUUCCUGGCCCUGUUCCCUGUGGGCCCUGUGGCCCCCAGUCACCGGUGGAUGUUCAGAUGCCAUGGAUAUUACAGGAACAUCACCCGGGUGUGGUCGGAACCCAGUGACACCAUUGAGAUCCUGGUCUCAGGCGUGUCUAGGAAGCCCUCCCUCCUGACCCCGCAGGGUCCUGUCGUGGCCCCUGGAGAGAACCUGACCCUGCAGUGUGGCUCUGAUGUCGGCUACAACAGAUUCGCUCUGUACAAGGAGCAGGGACAUGAUCUCCUCCAGGGCUCUGGCCAGCAGCCCCAGGCUGGGCUCUCCCAGGCCAACUUCACCGUGGGCCCUGUGAGGGUGUCCCACGCGGGCCAGUACAGAUGCUACGGUGCACACAACCUCUCCUCCGAGUGGUCGGCCCCCAGUGACCCCCUGGACAUCCUGAUCUCAGGACAGAUCCCUGACAGACCCUUCCUCUCAGUGCAGCCGGGCCCCACAGUAGCCUCAGGAAAGAACGUGACCCUGCUGUGUCAGUCACGGAGCCCGAUGGACACUUUCCUUCUGACCAAGGAGGGAGCAGCCCAUCACCUGCUGCGUCUGAGAUCAGAGCACCGAGCUCACCAGCACCAGGCUGAAUUCCCCAUGGGUCCUGUGACCUCAGCCCAUGCGGGGACCUACAGGUGCUACAGCUCACACAGAUUCUUCCCCUACCUGCUGUCUCACCCCAGUGACCCCCUGGAGCUCGUGGUCUCAGGAGGAGCUGAGACCCUCAGCCCGUCACAAAACCAGACAGACUCCAAGACUACCUCACACCCCCAGGAUUACACCGUGGAGAAUCUCAUCCGCAUGGCUGUGGCUGGCUUGGUCCUGGUGGUCCUUGGGAUUCUGCUGUUUUAGGAUUGGCACAGCCAGAGAAUCCCAAGAUGCAGCCAGGAGGUAAACACAAGAGAGAACAAUGCACCCGUCAGAGUGCUAGAGCCUUGGCAAUGA
Chlorocebus sabaeus (green monkey) is the source of this 2651-nucleotide messenger RNA. Lineage: Eukaryota; Metazoa; Chordata; Mammalia; Primates; Cercopithecidae. The record is from RefSeq and is a predicted model, not a curated record.